Messenger RNA from Clupea harengus (Atlantic herring), 4785 nucleotides. RefSeq names its product nephronophthisis 3 (gene nphp3). NCBI's taxonomy places the organism in Eukaryota, Metazoa, Chordata, Actinopteri, Clupeiformes, Clupeidae. Gene Ontology annotation, molecular function: protein binding. Gene Ontology annotation, cellular component: ciliary base; ciliary inversin compartment. Gene Ontology annotation, biological process: kidney development; convergent extension; determination of left/right symmetry. The record is from RefSeq and is a predicted model, not a curated record.
UUUCAAUAUGCAAUUUUUAUAAAUAUGGUAUGUCGCGGAGAGGGACAGUAGGCUACAAAGUUAUCCACCCUCCUUGAUGAACUCAGAUGCCUUGCCUAGCCUGACCAAUAAGAGCCUGAUUUAACUUAUUUAGGCUACAGCCCUCCCCUAUGCUCCACAGGCGAAUCAGGGAGCAAUCCUACCCGCGACGCACUUUAACAAGUCUGCUGCAAACAAACAAAGUAAAAAAGCCAAGUGAACCAACGACAACGAGAUGGAAGAUGGGCAUUAACUAUUCGUUCUCGUUCACUGAAAAGAUUCGUUCCUGAACAGAAAUUCGUUCACUAACAUGGCUUACUUCACGUCUCAUCUUCGAGUGGAUUUCAACAUAGUUAGAGGGUCGGUCAGUGAGGCUAACGAGUUGAGUUGUCAUUGCUGAAUUAAGAGCCAGUUUGAAGUCUAUACUCACAUAAAACAUCUUUGGAUGAGACUUUAAUAUUAAACUGGAACAAAUAUAGGCGUCUGGACAGACCUAGGAUUUUCAGAUAGACGGGCUCCAGACAGACCUUUCCUAUGAUGAAAUGGACAAUGGCGGUCACUUAAGAAAAACCCACUUUUAUCGCAAACUGGGUAAGAACCAGGAUGUGGAGGGUCGCAGAUUCGUCAUUUCACGAUAGCCUGGGAGAUGUUCAGUAGGCUACUUAUUUUACAACUAAAAACACAUCAUCAUCGGCACAUUGAUCAGCCGGUCUCCAAUCAUGCAAGAUAAAUCAGGAGCAGUGGUCAGCGAUGUGCACAUCGACUUGAACUGAAGGACUUACGUGCAGUUACUCUGUGGUCACCAUGGGGACGGCCUCUUCACUGGUGAGCCCCGGUGAGGUCAUUGAAGACGCCUAUGGUGGCGAGGGGGGCGAAGCGUGUGAGAUACCCGUGGAGGUGAAGCCCAAAGCACGUCUCCUGCGCAGCUCCUUCCGCCGCGGCCCCAGGGUGAUCGGCGCCAGCUUCAAAUCCACUGGGUCUGUGGACCUCGAGUACACCGCAGAAUACGAGCGUCUUCGUAAAGACUAUGAAAUCUUCAGAGUCAGCAAGAAUAACGAGGUUGCGUCCAUGCAAAAGAAAGAGGCCAAGUUGGAUGAAGAAAACAAGCGACUGCGUGCUGAGCUACAGGCUUUGCAGAAAACCUAUCAGAAGAUCUUGCGUGAGAAAGAAAGUGCUGUGGAGGCUAAGUACCAGGCCAUGGAGAGGGCCUCUACAUUUGAACAUGACCGAGACAAGGUCAAGCGACAGUUCAAGAUAUUCCGGGAAACAAAAGAGAAGGAAAUUCAGGAUCUCUUGCGAGCAAAGCGGGAUCUAGAGUCAAAGCUGCAGCGGCUACAGGCUCAAGGUGUCCAGGUAUAUGAGCCAGACGACUCUGACUCCGAAGAGAACCAAACCACAGUGACCGCGGUUGGCAUGCAGUGUGAGUACUGGGGCGGGGGAGCGCUGGGCAGUGAGCCCUCUAUGGGCAGCAUGAUGCAGCUCCAGCAGAGCUACCGGGGACCAGAGUUUGCUCACAGUCUAAUGGAUGUGGAGGGACCCUUCGCCAACGUCAGCAGGGAUGACUGGGAUACAGCUGUGGCCAGCCUGUUGCAGGUGUCUCCUCAUAUCUCUAAAGGCCUCUGGAGCAACACAGUGCGGUGCUAUGUCAUCCACACAGAGGACACCAGAGAUGAGCUCCAUCACUUUAUUGAGAUGUAUUCUCCCACAUUGCGGAGGCUUUGUGAGCGCUUGGGCCACUUCUAUCUGAAUGUGUAUUUUCCCGAGGACACAGCCAGUGUUGCAGAACGGCGACGAGAGAUGGAGAGGAGCUCGAUAUGUGUCUUACUACUUAAACCCUCUGCUAACAGUCUCUGUAGCUAUGUGUUAGAGGACGCAGAGGAGGCUUUUGUCAAGACCCCAGACUCCAGGCCUCUCCUAUUGUACCUUCGAACAGUGGAUGGGAAAGAUAGCAUCAGUGGGACCACCAGAGAACUGCUGGAAAGGGUCAACAAUGCAGACAAAAAUGCAAAGAUCAAGGUAGUGGACCACGCUGGAUCUCCAGAGGACGGGGCUGCUCUGAUCCACCAUCAACUGGAGAAAAUAAUAAAGCAGGAUUUGUUGGGCUUGAAGCUAGUUGAUGACGGUGAGCAUUUGGAUCUGUUGGAGGACCAAGCCGAGGUGGAGGCCAGUGAUGUUCUGUGGGACGAACAUGAUGAACAAGAACAGAUUGAAACCUAUCAGAAGAUAUGCAGCUCUACAACCCACCUUCAUUUUGACAAGUAUUUAACUCGUCUGAAUGACCUGGUGGCGGCUCCUCCUCCCACUCCCCCACUGUUGGUGUCUGGUGGACCAGGCUCAGGGAAAUCUGUCCUGCUUGCCAAAUGGAUUGAACUGCAGCAAAGAAACUCUCCCAACACAGUCAUUCUCCAUCACUUUGUUGGUCGGCCUUCAACUACAAGUGCAGAGCCUGUGCUCAUCAUCAAGCGUCUUACUGUCAAGCUGUUACAGCACUUCUGGUCCAUAUCAGGGCUUACUAUGGACCCAUGCAAGGUCCUGGAAGACUUUCCUCGCUGGCUGGAACGCUUAUCAGCACGUCGUCAUGGCAAUAUUAUCAUUGUCAUUGAUUCCGUCGAUCAGAUACAGAAUGCAGAGCGAAACAUGAAAUGGCUGAUUGACCCUCUGCCUGCUAAUGUCCGAGUGCUGGUGUCAGUCAAUGUGGAGACGUGCCCACCGGCCUGGAGGCUGUGGCCUACAGUACACCUCGACCCCCUGAGCAGCAAAGACAUAAGGAGUAUGAUCACCAUGCACUGUAUGACAGCUGAGAUUAACCUCAGCAAAGAACAGGAGAAGAAAUUGGAGAGACACUGUCGGUCUGCACCUACUUGUAAUGCUCUAUACAUUUCCCUUUUGGCCAGACUUUUAACAGACAGUAGGUUUGGCUGGUCGCUGGAGGAGACUCUUCAGCAGUGUGUAAUGUGUCACGAUACAGUGUCACUGUUUCAAUUUGGCCUGAGGAUGAUGCUAGACUCGCUAAGGACAGAUGAAGAGAGACACAUUAUGAAACAGUUGCUCUGUUUAUUGUAUGCCAGUCAUAAUGGAGUCAGUGAGUCAGAGCUGUUGGAGUUACUGCCAGAGCUGGCCUUCCCCACCCUCUCCUCUUGGCUCUUCAGACUGGAGUACCUGCUGGUCCUGACCCUGGGCUGUGGCAUCAUCCACUUCAGACACCUACAGGCAUGUGAGGCAGUCAGACUUGAGCUGUUGGACGGAGGGGAAACGGUGGCCACAUACAGAGAAAGGCUCAUCCAACACUUCAGCAAGCAUCUCAGUCAACACAGGGUGACGUGGCGAGUAGCUGAUGAGUUGCCAUGGUUACUACAGCAACAAGAGGAUAAGACGAAGCUCCAACUAAGUCUGCUGAAUUUGUUUGUGUCUCAGAAUCUGUACAAGAGGGGGCAUUUUUCAGAGUUGUUGACCUAUUGGCAGUUUGUUGGGAAGGAUAAGGUGUCCAUGGCAACAGAAUACUUUGUGUCCCUGAAGUGCUAUGAGCAGAGCUGUGAGACUGAGGACAGCAUGAGACGCCUGGCCAACUUGUAUGAGACGCUCGGCCGUUUUCUCAAGGACCUUGGUCUGCUCACUCAGGCAGUAGCACCUCUGCAGCGCUCCCUGGAGAUCCGUGAGACUGCGCUGGACCCAGACCACCCGAGUGUGGCACAGUCUCUACACCAGCUGGCUGGAAUCUAUGUUCAAUGGAGGAAGUUUGACAAUGCAGAGCAGCUCUACAAGCAGGCGCUGGAGAUCAGUGAAAGCGCUUAUGGUCCAGAACACGGUUCAGUUGCACGAGAACUUGAUUGCCUUGCCCUACUUUACCAGCAGAAGAACAAGUACGAACAGGCUGACAAGUUGAGAAAGAGGUCUGUUAGGAUUCGUCAAAAGAUGGCUCACCAAAAAGGCCAUAUGUACGGCUUUACUUUGCUGCAUCGACGGACUCUGCAGCUGGAGGAGCUGACGAUGGGGAAUGACUCUGCUGACUGUGCCAAAACCCUCAACGAACUAGGAGUUCUCUACUACCUGCAGAACAAUUUGGAGACAGCUAAAAUGUUCCUGAGCCGUUCUCUGGAGAUGCGCCAGCGUGUUCUAGGGCCAGAGCACCCAGACUGCGCCCAGUCACUCAACAACCUGGCAGCUCUGCACUGUGAGUGCCACGAACACGAGAGUGCAGAAGAGCUCUAUGAGCAGGCGCUGGACAUACGCAAACGAGCCCUCGCUCCAGACCAUCCCUCCCUGGCCUACACCAUCAAGCAUCUUGCCAUACUAUACAAACGCAGGGGUAAGCUGGAGAAGGCGGUCCCUCUGUAUGAACUGGCACUGGAGAUUCGUGAAAAGAGUUUUGGGCUGAAGCACCCCAGUGUGGCCACUGCAUUGGUCAACUUGGCCGUCCUUUACUCCCAACUGAAAAAGCAUAGCGAAGCAUUGCCCCUCUAUGAGCAGGCUUUAAGAGUGUAUGAGGACAGUCUAGGGACAUCUCACCCUCGUGUCGGAGAAACACUGAAGAACCUGGCUGUGCUUAAUUAUGAGAAAGGCGACUUUGAGAAGGCUGCCGAGCUCUACAAGCGUGCAAUGGAAAUAAAGGAUGCAGAACCGUCACUGGUCUGUGGCAAAGCAGCUUCGGUCCACUCAUCCAACGGAGACACUUUCAGCCUCAAAAGCCCUAGCUUCCACCCUCACACACCCAAAUGAUAUUGACCUUUGGCCUCCACCCUCAGACACCCAAAUGAUAUUGACCUUUGG